Messenger RNA from Anopheles arabiensis, 2052 nucleotides. Its product is annotated as innexin inx4-like. The record is from RefSeq and is a predicted model, not a curated record. The coding region runs from base 356 to 1516 and encodes 386 amino acids. Gene Ontology annotation, molecular function: gap junction channel activity. Gene Ontology annotation, biological process: phototransduction. Gene Ontology annotation, cellular component: gap junction; plasma membrane. Lineage: Eukaryota; Metazoa; Arthropoda; Insecta; Diptera; Culicidae. The transcript is spliced from 3 exons.
AUUUUUAAUUACGUACCGUUAUCGACGGCUCGGGAAUAUUAUCUCGCUGAUUAUCCCUCUAGCUCUCUCUGUCUACCAGUUCCUGUUCGUUCUCGCGUCACCCCGGAUAAUCGAGAGACGCCAUUUUUAAUUUGAACUACUACACCGACAAGCAUGCCGUGAGCUCUUUCAAGUUCUUCUGUCCGAUCAAAGAAACAGAGAAUACCACCCGGACAGUACCCGGAGUGAUCGAUCCAUAGAAAAUCGCCCAUCAUGUGCUACUGAAGCGAACCGGCGUAGCUUGUUCCGAAUUUCCAAGUGCUUCCCCGUAACAUUCGCAUAUAACAAGCAGCCCAACAAUAAAUACAGCAUCAAGAUGCUUGAGUUUGUCAGGCCGUUGCAGAGCAUUCUGCAGAUCAAGCAGGUCAACUCGACCGAUCUCGUAUGGCGGCUUCAUUGUCGUGUGACGGUGUUUCUGCUACUGCUAGCGUCACUGUUGCUAUCCGCCCGCCAAUACUUUGGCAAUCCGAUCGACUGCGUGAUCGGAUCCGGCACAGUGUCCUCUUCGACGAUGAACGAAUUCUGCUGGAUCAUGGGCACCUACAUUAGCAGCGAUCCGAACUUCGUGUUGGAUAGCACCGAUUUGGUGAAGAUCAAUGCCAAGAUUGGACACAUCCCGGAGAGUGAGCGAUCCUACCAGAAAUACUACCAGUGGGUCGUGUUCAUACUGGCGCUGCAGGCGUGCAUGUUCUCGGUGCCCAACUUCCUGUGGAAGGCCUGGGAGGCCGGUCGUCUGCAAUCACUGUGUGAUGGUUUGACUACACCCAUCCUUCCGGAUCACUGGGAGAAAACACGCAAGAAGCAGCUGAUCUCCUACUUGUCGGCCGAUUUCCCCCGCCUGCACCGCACGUACCUGCUGCGUUAUUGCUUCUGCACGCUGCUCAACUUCUGCAACGUGCUGCUGAACAUCUUUCUCGUGAACGUGAUCUUUUCCGGCUUCUGGUCGAACUACCAUCCCGCCGUCAAGGCACUGCUGUCGUUCGAUUUUCCCUCCUGGAACCGGUACAACUCGCAGGUGUUUCCGAAAAUUGCCAAGUGUGAUUUCCACUUCGUCGGGCCGAGCGGUUCGAAGCAAAACCGGGACGGACUGUGCCUGCUGCCGUUGAACGUGGUCAACGAGAAGAUCUUUGCCUUCAUCUGGCUGUGGUUCCUGGGGCUGCUGGUGAUAUCGAUGCUGAAUCUACUCUUCUGGAUAGUGGUGCUGUGCAGCAAAAGCUUUCGCCUUUGGCUGCUUACCGCUCCACUGUACCCGAUUCGUACGUCGUACGUCGUACGUGCGCUGGACGGUCAGGGCGUCGGACAGUGGUUCUUGCUUUAUCAGCUGUGUCGCAAUCUGAACCCGAUUGUCGGUCGAGAGCUGGUCCAGAGUGUGUCGAAGGCGAAGGGACACAAUGGUCACAAAACGUUCCGAAUGCCGAAGGGCGGUGAACCUGACUUUUACACCGAUCCGGAAGGAUACGAUGAGGAAGGCGUAUGAGAGGACGGCGAGAAGUUAUGAUAUGUCCGCAUUUUGCGCAAACCAGGCGCUUGGACAAUUUGCGCGUAAGCACAUUCGAAAUGUGAAAAGCUGAAAGCAGUGGUUUCGCCAGUCCGAGUUCAGCGAAACGGAUUCCUUCCAAGUGUUUGCAUUCCUGGCGGAGUGUUCCUCCCAAAAUGCACUCACCCCGCGUGCAGUGCCAAAUCGUGAGUUUCCUAAUUUUUUCAUAUUGUUUAUUACCUACCAACUUAAGUUGUUGUUAUAUAUUGCGUUUUACGUACGACAAAUAAGUUCGUAUUCAGAAAUAUUUGCGAUAAGAGAGAACUCAUUUGCGAUGAAUCUCAUUGUAUUUAGCCUUGUAAGUGCCUUGAUAAAUAAGCGGAACAGCAGGAAUAUGACACUCCUUGGGAAAUACAUGUAAGCGUCUGUGAAUUAGAUAUAUAUAUACGCAACCAAACGGUCCAUGGUUGAUUUAAGCACUGCCUGUUGUCGAACAUUGCUAUGAGCAAAAUAAAGAAGCAUUCAUUAAUCUAACA